AUGGCCAAUCGUGUGCUGAGUCCUGCCAGGGACUCUGUAUCAGCUUUCAGACGUACCCGCGUCGCCUAUCUUCAAACACACGGCGCCGACUCCGUGGAACUCGCCCAGCUGAACACUGCGAGCACCGACAGCCCCUCGACUACUGAUCCAAGACACUCCCCGACUCCAUCCCCCACCCAAUCGGCUCCUCACGCACGUGGGAAGUCAGGAUGGAUUCGCCGCUACAGGUCAAGUUUCACAGGUUGGAGGUUUGGCGCCCUGCACUUCGCAACGUGGGCUGCCAUUGUCUUCUUGGUCAACUUGAUCGGUACCAUCUGGGGUGCAGUGUACCAGAGAUCUGCAGGUAGUCUGAGUGAGGGAGAUUGCGGGCGCAUCAAGAACCUCGACCGCGGACUGCACAUAUUCAUCAACGUUCUGAGCACUAUCCUACUCAGCGGGAGUAACUACUGCAUGCAAUGCCUAUCCGCUCCUACAAGAACGGAUGUGGAUCGAGCUCAUGCGUCUCAGACUUGGCUUGACAUCGGCAUCCCAAGCAUAAGGAAUCUGAAGCACAUCAGUCGGCCCAGGCUGUGGCUGUGGCUGGGGCUCGGGCUGAGCUCCGUACCUCUACAUCUUCUCUACAACUCAGCUGUCUAUUCAUCUACGUCCACGAACAGCUAUGCGUUUUUCCUGGUCAACGAAGCCUUCCUGGACGCCUCGGAGUGUCACAACUGUACAUGGUACUACUCAGCCUCCUCCUACUACAACUCACACGAAACCCGGUUAGUCACCCUCGAGACGUUGUGGAGUCAGUCACGGAACGGCUCGCUUGACAGGUUGGAGCCUGCGCAGUGUCUAACCGACUAUGCGAAAACACUGCAAUCGAACCGACGCAAUCUCCUGCUGGUCAUGGACAAUGCACAGGCCAGCGCAAGUCCUCGCAACUCGAACCUGAGCUACACCAACAAUCCUGACACAUUCUUGUAUGGUAACUUUUUCGCAACAGACGGUGCGUUGCCAGUCUUCGCCCCUGACUCGUAUUCCUGGAUAUGUUCAGGGCUCGACAACGACACGAACACGCCAUGUGCCAACAGACUUGGCCAGAUCUCACCGGAUACAUGGACAGUGGGCGGCUAUGAUUACGGAAGGAAGUAUGCGUGGCCAGUCAAGUAUUGCCUCAGUGAACCAGCCGUGUCACGUUGCAGGCUGCAGUUCACUCCUACCAUCGCCGCAAUCGUUACUGUCCUCAAUCUCUUCAAGGCUCUCUUGAUGUGGUUCGUGAUAUACUCUACAAAAGAGGAUCCUCUUUUGACCAUGGGCGAUGCGGUCGCGUCUUUCCUCGAUGAAAGGGAUCCUACGACGGUCCGUUCGAGCUUGAUAAGCUUGCACGACUGCAAAGCAGAUUACGAUGCCGGCGCAAAGCCAUGGCGAGACCAGCGCACACGAUGGAAGGACACGACUAGCAGGCUGCGUCGCGGAGUGACACUCGGAUUAUUCGCGACCGCUUUGCUGGUCAUCAUCAACCUCCUCGUCUGGGGAACCAAAGCGAUUGCCAGGAACGCAUCGAUCGGUCCCAACGCCAUCUUCGCUCUUGGCUUUGGCACAAUCGACACACGAGCGCUGAUUUACGGCGACUUCCCCACGGACAUGAUUAGCCUAGUGCUGAUAGCCAACUUGCCUCAGGUCAUCCUGUCGUUCUUGUACUUUGCGUACAACGGCACCUUCACCGCCAUGUUGCUGGGCUACGAGUGGACGUCCUAUGCGUACAAGCGCAAAGGCCUCCGCGUCUCACACGUGCCCUCCGGCUUGCAAAGGUCGACGUACUUUCUACAACUACCGUACCGGUUCGGAAUUCCACUCGUCGUUCUGAGUGGAACAUUGCACUGGCUGGUCUCGCAGAGCAUCUUCGUCGUGGCCCUGGAUCAGUACGACCGAACUGGUGUAUAUAAUGAUUCAAGAAUAUCGUGUGGGUACUCGCCGGUUGCAAUGCUGGUUGUUGUCGUGCUGGGAAUCUUCAUGGUAGCAACAGUGGUCGGCUUUGGUUACAUACCAUACAGGAGCGGCAUGCCUCUUGCAGGGAGCUGCAGUUUGGCCAUAAGCGCAGCAUGCCAUCCGGACGAAGAUACAAAAGGCGAGUCUACCACAACGUCCGAGGAGAAGCUGCAAUGGGGCGUUGCCAGCACAAGCACGGAUGGCAUCGGGCACUGUGCUUUCUCCAGCAGGGAAGUUGGGCCGCUGGUAGAGGGCCGUAUGUACGCCUGA
Didymella exigua CBS 183.55 is the source of this 2241-nucleotide messenger RNA. RefSeq lists its product as uncharacterized. NCBI's taxonomy places the organism in Eukaryota, Fungi, Ascomycota, Dothideomycetes, Pleosporales, Didymellaceae. The record is from RefSeq and is a predicted model, not a curated record. Bases 1 to 2241 code for a protein of 746 amino acids. The transcript is spliced from 4 exons.